AGCAAACAGGAGCGGGGCAGCGCGCGGAAGAGGAAAGUCUCUUCGAAGGCUAAGGCUAAAAAUGCUUAGCGUUCUGUCUUAGUUUAUGGACGUCGGUGUUUUAAUUACCAAAUAAAAAUACAAACGUUUUUUUGCAUUUGGAUAUAAUGUAUAAUGUAAUGUGGUGGCUUCGGUAGCAUUGGGAAACGUCCGGAUACUAUUGUGUCGCGAACCAUCGUCGUAGAUUGAAGCUAAUGUUGUGACUUGCUAGCUGUUUGAAAGAGACCACUAGCUAAACAGCAGCUGAUCCGGGCGUUGGAUUGUCUAUUUAAAUUUUUUAAUUUAACUUCCAUUAAGCAUAUAAUGCAUCACGUCAAGAUAAAGACCGAGCGGCAAGAUAUGGACGGAACAGCUGCUCGUAGCCGACUGGAUGCCAUUUUAAAAGGUCUGGUAGAGAAGGCUGAAAACAAAAGGGAUCAAAAUGAGGGUGAUGCUGGAAAAAUGUCAUUGGACUCAAUAAACAAGGAAUUGUCCCCAUCUUCUGCUGGGAAAAGACCAUCAGCACGAUUCUCACAACAUCGACGGAAGAAGCGAAAAGAGAUCGAAGAAACCAUAUCAGAGAGCAAUACACACAGACAAAAUGCUUACAUUAUCAAGCUGUUUGAUCGUAGUGUGGACUUAGCUCAGUUCAAUGCCAGCACACCUCUUUAUCCUAUUUGUCGUGCCUGGAUGAGAAAUAAUCCCUCAGUUCGAGAGCGCAAUGAAGGAGCCGCAAGAUCUCCACAAGUCAAUCUAGAGGAAGAGGCCCCAGACAUGAUCAAUGGCAAAGAACAAAACGUGUACAGACUCCCGCCUCCGACAGCGUGUCCCGUCAGCUUCUCUGGUGAACCUGUCAAUCUUAGGAUACCACCUACAGAAAAGCCCUCUGUCACCAAGUUAGCAGAUUCAAUGCCGCCUGCAUCAGGAUCCAUCAUAUGUGACCACAUGGAGCGUUGGAAAAAGAUCAGGCAAAAAUGGAAAGAAUGCUCCAACAAGAAUCAGUUGCGUUACAGCGAAAGCAUCAAGAUCUUGAAGGAGAUGAAGGAGCUCUACGAUCACUAGUUUACAAUCAAAGUACUCACAUGAGGAUGGACGCUAUGCAGUGUGUGAUUGGUGCGUCCGUCUGAAAUUCAACUUCCAUCCACAAUAGAACCUUAAGCCUUAAAUAUACCAUAUUUUCUAUGCAGUGCAGCAGUUUACUCAAUGGGAGUAUUUGGUAUGGAACAGUUUGAUCGCAGUGUUUGAAUUUGGAUGAAUAAAAUUGGGAAUU
Doryrhamphus excisus (bluestripe pipefish) is the source of this 1288-nucleotide messenger RNA. RefSeq names its product lin-37 DREAM MuvB core complex component (gene lin37). Gene Ontology annotation, cellular component: Myb complex; transcription repressor complex. Gene Ontology annotation, biological process: negative regulation of transcription by RNA polymerase II. NCBI's taxonomy places the organism in Eukaryota, Metazoa, Chordata, Actinopteri, Syngnathiformes, Syngnathidae. The record is from RefSeq and is a predicted model, not a curated record.